Sphenostylis stenocarpa is the source of this 549-nucleotide messenger RNA. The record is from the annotation of a GenBank genome assembly. Lineage: Eukaryota; Viridiplantae; Streptophyta; Magnoliopsida; Fabales; Fabaceae.
AUGGACAUGAGAGCGCGCCUGAGAGUUCAAAAGAAAAAACCCAUUAAACACAGGGGAAGGAAAGUUUUACUUAAAAAGGUUUUGGAUUAUCUGAAGUCUGAUACUUUCAUGUAUGCCCCUCUCCUCUCUCCUCUACCCUCUCUUGCUUUCAACUCCUUCCCUCCUUCCCCUGCUAAAGUGGCGGAAUUUCAAAAACCUGUAAAAGAGAAGCAGUGGUUUUGGAAACAAGUUAGGGAGUAUCUCAAAUCUGAUGAUUAUAUGUAUAAUCCGCUGCUUCAUCUUCCCCGUUCAUCUAAAGAACCUUCGCAGGAUUGUGGAAUGAAAAGGAUGGAUGAUUCAACUAGAAGGUUGACAAUGAAAGUUAAUCAACGAAAUGAGCAUCUAGGAAAUGCAAAUCAAUGUUCCGAAAGUCCUCUUCCUCAAACAGACCUUUCUGAUCAGCAUAAACGCACAGAAACUGUGAAGCAUACUGUGUACCAAAUUUGUCGCUCAACUAGAUCUGCUCCAAGGAUUCCUACCCUCAACUCGCAUCUGAGAGCUCAUAGUUGA